GCCUAUUACACUGCACACUAGACUAAAACUAUUACAGAAUUUUAUCUGGCAGACAUCCAAUUACAAUAAUAAUAAUAAUAAUAAUAAUAAUAAUAAUAAUAAUAAUAAUAAUAAUAAUAAUAAUAAUAAAUAGCAAAAUAAACACUUUUAGCUCUUUUUUUCUUUUAGAACAGUUACUGCAUUCAAUGCUUUGUGAUUAAUAGUUAUUUCUAAUAACAAUUAUUAUUUUUUUAUUUGUUUGUAACAAUGGAACAUGUAAAUACUGAUCAAAUUCAUGACAAUGAAUUGAAAAUGACAACUACAAAAUCUAUCCAUAAUAUUACUACUUCAAUAGGAGGAGGUAUCAGUGAGACAACAGAAUAUCAUAUCAUUACUGAUACCUACUGGACUGAGAAAGAACAAAGGGCUACAGUUAUUAUAGCCGUAGCGUUAGUAGCAAUUAUCACAAUUUGUGUGAUUUUAAUUAUUCUACGAACAUUGAGAAAGAAAUCGAAUAAAACAUCCCGCGGAUUUCCGAUUACGAACCAAAAGAAAACAUUUCAAUCCGAUAAAAUUAACAAAGUAGAAGAGAGAGGAAAUUAUUCGUGUAUGUCCAAUGAUAACCAUAGCGAACCUAAGUGGAUUAUGCAGCAACAAUUAACAGUAGGCCAAACAUCUGAUAGGAUAAGGAAAGUCCCGACACGUAAGUUUAAGCGUAACUCAUAAAGAACAUCUUCGGUAUCUUUUUUUCCCAAUAGGAAACCCCGAAAACAAGAAAUGGUACGAUUCAGCAGCAAUUCCUUUUAUGGAUGAUGUCUCUUCAUCGACGGACAACCUGCACACAGAUCAACUUAAGAAUCAACAAAUAUGA
Molecule: messenger RNA, 850 nt
Organism: Schistosoma haematobium
Lineage: Eukaryota; Metazoa; Platyhelminthes; Trematoda; Strigeidida; Schistosomatidae
Exons: 4
Coding region: 247-705 (152 amino acids)
Source: RefSeq, a predicted model, not a curated record